Messenger RNA from Boleophthalmus pectinirostris (great blue-spotted mudskipper), 4491 nucleotides. It is a transcript of the gene asxl1, whose product is annotated as ASXL transcriptional regulator 1. Lineage: Eukaryota; Metazoa; Chordata; Actinopteri; Gobiiformes; Gobiidae. Gene Ontology annotation, molecular function: DNA binding; peroxisome proliferator activated receptor binding; chromatin binding. Gene Ontology annotation, cellular component: PR-DUB complex. Gene Ontology annotation, biological process: animal organ morphogenesis; positive regulation of transcription by RNA polymerase II. The record is from RefSeq and is a predicted model, not a curated record.
UUGAAGCGUCUCGCUCCGCUCCGCUUCGCUUUGGUCCGCUCCGGUUCGCUUUGGUUCGCUUUGGUUCGCUCGGCUCCGCUCGGCUCCGCAGUCCCAGCGCAGCGCAGAGGCAGUGCUAGCUUUGGAAACAUCCACAACACACCAGAGACAUGAAGGACAAACAGAAACGAAAGAAGGAGAGGACCUGGGCCGAGGCAGCUCGUCUGGUCCUGGAGAACUUCUCAGAUGCUCCGAUGACUCCCAAACAAAUCCUCCACGUGAUCCAGACCAAAGGACUCAAGGAGAUGAGUGGCACGGCUCCGUUGGCGUGUCUGGUCACUAUGCUGCACUCCCAGGUGAGAGGAGACCGCGUCAAGAACAGCAUCUUCUUCAAACUGCCCGGACGCAUGAGCCUGUUCACUCUCAAGAAAAACGCCCUGCAGUGGACCAAGAUGGCGGAGGACGCGGAGCUCCAGGCCGAGGCGGGCAGCUCCAGCAGCAGUCCUCAUGAGGCGGGCUCCGCGGGGGGCCCCUCAGACGCCACAGAGCAGGAGAGCUGUGACUCCACAGAGACCACAGUGGCGGUCAGCGGAGACAACGACGCGUCUGUGGAUGAGAGCUCCUCCAGCCCCCUGUGCUCCACAGACCCCGCCCCCGUCAGUCACCCCCAGACCCGACUGAGCAGAGCAGCCCAGAGACCAGACGCCCAACGCCAGCCUCCCCCCCACGCCCAGACCAGACUGAGCCGCUCCAGACAGUCCGGGAGACAGAGGAAGAAAGCCGUCAUGAUGCCUCGUGUGGUCCUCACGCCUCUCAAAGUCAACGGAGAACAUGUGUCAUCAGGCCCCAUGAAGAGUCGCAGAGGAGGAGUGGAUGUGGACUUUGAGACUCCAGGGUCCAUCCUGGUCAACACAAACAUCAGAGCUCUGAUCAACGUGAGGACCUUCUCCGCCUUCCCCCCACACUCCCAGCAGCAGCUGCUGCAGCUCCUGCCCGAGGUGGACAGACAGAUUGGAGCUGAUGGAAUGGCCAGACUCAGUAGUUCUGCUCUCAACAAUGAGUUCUUCACUCACGCCUCACAGAGCUGGAAGGAGCGUUUGGCUGAAGGGGAGUUCACUCAUGAGAUGCAGGCGCGAUUCCGACAGGAAAUGGAGAAAGAGAAAAAGGUGGAGGCCUGGAAAGAGAAGUUCUUUGAGGAGUACCAUGGACAAAAGCUCGGGCUCACCCAUGAGGAGUCCCUGCAGCUCACCAUGACCGAGGCCACAGAGGUGGCUGCCACGGUGCUGGAGGAGGGCGUGGCCGCCGUGGCGUCCAGUACCCCCAAGAGACGCAGCGUGGGGCGCAGGAGGAGGGACGGGCGCAUGAGGAGACGCGCCAGGGCUGACCUGAGGCGCAGAGCCCGCCGCCCGCUCUGCAAACCCGCCCCUGUGCUGCCCCCCACAGACACAGAGGCGCCGGCCGCGCCCCCGGAGGCUCCUGAGGUGUGCGAGGCCGUUCCUGUUCCUGACACUGUGGUGCUCACAGACCCCAUCGAGUUCCCCGCAGAGAGCACGCCCAUAGAACCCGAGCCCGUGGAGCCCGCCCCCAUGCCGGAGCCCGACCCCCCCUCCAGCCCGAGCCCCAGCCCGGCUUCCACCAGCGCCAACGAGGACCCCGAGGUGCCCCCCAGCCUGUCCGUGGAAGAGCCCGCCGCAGCCUCCACCUCGUCCCUGUCCUCCUCCUCUUCCUCGUCCUCGGCCUCGUCCCCCGCCUCGUCCCCGUCCUCCCCCUCGGACCCUCAGGUGUUUGGAGCGGGUCUGGACUCGUCCUCUUCUGCCUCCAGUGCCGCUGUGGUGGCCGAUCCUCUGGAUGACACGGCGUCUAUCGUGACCUCCGUCACCGGCACCGCCACCAGCAGCCGGGAGAGCAGCCCCUCUGCCAGCCCGGCGCCCACCCCCGCCCCGGCGCCCACCCCCGCCCCUCAGCCCAAGGAGCAGAAGAGGAGACCAGAGACCCACGACUUUCGCAGCUUUCCCGAGAAAAGACCCCGGCUCAACGACCAGCAGUCCUUUCGUACCACAAUUACCGGUGUGUGCUCCGAGAAGCCGCAGCCAACAACAGAGGAACCCAAGGUGCCGCCUAUACGGAUUCAACUGUCCAGGAUCAAACCUCCCUGGGUCAAAGGUCAUCCCACCUAUCAGAUCUGCCCCCGGAUUGUGCCCCCCGGCCAGGGCUCGCAGCGGUCGGGGACGGGGGGCGCGAGAACACUGGCAGACAUCAAGGCCCGUGCCCAGCAGGCCCGUGCCCAGCGAGAGGCCGCUGCUGCUGUUGCGGCCUCUGCCGAAGGACCCUCUCCGAACACGCCUGGGGUGCAACAUAGCCCUGGGAUACACCAUAGUACCAGCGCCCGUGAACCAGAGCGCCCCCUGUCUGCAGAGGGACGCACACCUACAGGCUCUGAUCCAGCUGGAACACAACUACAGCUUCCCCAUGUAGACACCCCGCCCAGCGCGCCACCCAGUGCCCAGCCCUCACCCGCCCCAUCCACUACCUCCACGACAGUGUCCACAGAGCCGUCGCUCACGCCCAGCCCCCACCAGGACGCCGCAGAAGAGGACAGAGCCGCUCCGCCUGAAGACAAGUCCAGUGAGACGCAAACUUGCUCCUCCAAAUCUGACUCUGAGCAGGAUCUGCCCGUGGACAAUGCCUCCGCCCCCACAGAGGUCCUAACAGACGCCCCCACAGAUGCCCCCAAAGAAAUCCCUACAGAGGUGCCCACCGAGGCCCGAACAGAGGCUCUGACCCGGACUCUAACCCCCACAUCCAUCCCCGACACACUGCCCAGGUUUGGAGCUAAGGGCGUGGACGUGAGCCAGAAACUGCCCUGUGCCCGCCCAGAGGAACCUGCCCCGGGCGUGAUCCAGCACAGCUCUGAGGUCAGUCCUCCGGCGGUGACCCCUCCCUCUGCCCCUCCCUCCACCUCGCCCACCUCCCUGGCCCUCAGUGUGAAGGAGGAGGACGACGGAGCUCACAGUGACUCCACGGAGACGGCCUCAGACGGGGAGACAGAGGGACAGCAGGACCGGGGCUGGCGCUCCUCAGGGGACAGUCCUCGGCCCAACCACAAACCGGUCAUCCAGUCCCACGUGUCGGGCCGCUGCGGGCCCACGGUCAUCCAGCACUGCUUCAUGAACGGCCUCUCCCAGCCGCACGACUCCAUGGACGGUCUCUGUGACGGGCCAAAGCUCAGCGAGGUGAAGGUGGAGCCCGGGGAGAGACUGAGUCCUCCUGACCCAGACUGUGCCAAACCCAGAAGAGCCUUGAGCGCCGCCCGGCCGCUGUCCAGUGUGGAGGCCAACAACCCCCUGGUGACUCAGCUCCUGCAGGGCAGCCUGCCCCUGGAGAAGGUGCUGCCGUCUCAUGGAGCCACCAGACUGGAGUUCAGGGGCGUUCCCGCCGCUCAGCCCGCGUCCCCCUGUGUGGAGGCCCCCGCUGUGCCCCCCACUGGGGCCCUGCAGCAGCAGGUGCCCGUCAUCACCUCUCACCCCUCGGGCUCCUCCAGGUGUAAACCUGAACUCUCAGACUUUACUCCCAAAGACACUGUUUGUCCCCAGCCCUCUCAGGGGGCCACUCUGGACCGGACCAUGGCCACCAGGACCAUGCUGACGGACCCCUCCCCUCCCCACGCCGACCCCUGUCCCACCGAGACCGUGCCCCACAUGAAGCCGGGCUCCUGGGCUCCUCAGACGCCCGCGGCCGCCGUGAAGAGUGAGGGGGGCUUUCGGCCCUCGUGUCAGGACGGGGCCAGUCCCUCGCCGGCCCUUCCCGUUAGUAUUACCAAAAAGGAGCUGCUGAGCUCCGUGGACGGGUACCUGAGCGGGGGGGCCAUGGAGGGGCUGCUCAACAUGGAGCUGGCUCUGGCGCGGAUGGCAAAGAAGGACCAGCACAAAGGCGGCGGCUCCUCGGGGCCCCUGCCCUUCCAGCUGUACGGGAAGCUGCCUAAGCAGGGCCCCGGCCUCAGCUACACGGCCAACGUGUCCGUGAUGGACAGCGGCCUGUCCCUGCGCCCCCUGCAGGCCUUCAGCGACACUACAGAGGAGGUGGCUCUGAAGUGCUCGUGCCGCCUCAAAGCCAUGAUCAUGUGCCAGGGCUGUGGAGCCUUCUGCCACGACGACUGUAUCGGCCCCUCCAAACUGUGCGUGUCCUGCCUGGUGGUCAGAUAGUCUGCCCCCGCUGGCUGCUGUCGGUAUUACAGAGCCGGAGGAACAACAUGAACGAGUGUAAAAUAGAACAAGUGUUAUUGAGCGGAGCAGGUUUGCUGUACUGGUUUAUUAUUGAUAUAAUUCUGGUUAAUAUAAUUGUACAUUCUGGGCAUGAUGGAUUUGUAAGUUGUGCCUUUUGUGUUUACUUGGAAACAUUACCUCAUCUUUAUGCCAUGUCUUGUUUUGGUUGCCAGCGUUGUCUUGGUUCCUUGUUUGCUUAACAGGGGCUUGUUAUUUUCUUGUGCAAAUAAAUAUUUUUUUAACCAUGAAA